CAUAUUUAAAUAUAAAUUGUAUUUUUUCUCUUGAGGGAUUAUAAUCACUAUAUUUUAUAUUUAAGUAUAAAUUGUAUUUUCUCUUGUGGGAUUAUGAUCAGUAUAGCAAAAAUUCAGGACAAGAUACCAGUAAGCAUGAACGUCAACACUGAUUCGCCCGCAUACAUACUCAAUUCCAGCAGAUGGCGCUCUGACAAAUCAGUAACCAAAGGAUGAUCGGAAGUAAAUGCAGUAUCUGCUUCCGACAUGGAAGUACUUGCAUGGCAUGUAACCUACGAAGUUUAAACAACAACGUGACUUGUUUUUCAUGUUUUACAAACAUUGCCGUAUUAGACGUUUAGAGAACAAAGUUUUGGGAAAAGACAUGUCUGAAUUUAUAAUGAACGACGAGCUAACUGACUAAUGCUAGCAGUCUUAACCCAUUUUGCUCCCUCAACUCAUAUCAAGAACGUUUAUUGUAAUACCUCGAACUAAAAGUAUAUGUGCAAUAGCGGGUUUUUUUAUGUCCUGGACAGUUAACCAUCAUGUUAACUUACUUCGUGACAAAGGUCCGACUUAGGCGUGCAUUGAAAUGUCAAUCAGCAAAUAUUUGGCGACACACAAGAGGACACAGCACUCUACCAACGAAUCAAGAUUCGGACCAAGUCAGGACUUUGCUGCAACUUUUUGUGGACAGACACUUCAUUUCUCCUGGUGAGAUCAACGUGGAACUAUUCAAGCGUGGGACGAGCUGCUGCUACGGACCACUGGGCCUGAAGCUUAGGAGGAAUGUGCUGCACCAGUGGUGGUCUUCGAUGACCGGAUCCAGGGCUCAGGUGUUCGGGAUAAACACUCCGAGUAGCAGUGGGUAUGCAGUGAUGGACGGAUGGGGACACCUGAGAAUUACAGAGCCUGAUGACAUCAAGAACAUACUGAAUCAGAAAGAGCUGAGCAAGGAGCAGCUCAUCCACAGUGUCCACAUGUGUCUGCAGAACUCAGCACUGCUGAGGACAAACGUAUUUCAAGGUGCUUUGGAACACUUUGUCCCUUCGUUUGAGCUGGUGAACAGGAAGCUCCCUUUUGGCCUAGCAGAGACUGGUCGGUGUUUCCAGCGCUCAAAAGAUGGCUCUGCUGAAGUCACUCAAGCAUCUCUUGUCUGGUUCUGCUCCGCUCGGACCUCCUCACAAUGGUUGGACCACUGGGCUCGACAGAGGCUCAAAUGGUGGAGAAAAUUUGCCAUUGCUCCAUCAGACUUCAGCAGCAGUGACGUCCCGCAGGAGGAACUGGAAGGGCCGGCGUCUCGAGGCAUAAAGAUCUUCUACAACUUCCCAUGGGGUCAGGAGCUCCUGGAGGUGCUGUGGAGCCGGGGAGACUGUGAGUUGCUUCACAUCCACAAAGGAAUGCGCUCCAAACUCCAGUUUCCACAGAGUCGAAAUGGGCGCAAGUCAGUUCCUCAUGUGGUUUCUAUAACGGGGAACAUUGACCGUGGUUUGUUGGCCUUGUUGUCCAACUCUCUCCUGCUGCACAAGAAAGAAGAUGCAAAGCAGCAGCUGCAGCAGAGGAAGGUGCUGAAGUUGCAUCCAUUGUUGGCGCCAGUCAAAGUGGCUUUAGGUAUUGGCAGGGGCGCCACAACGGAACUGAGGCAGGUUUGCGAAGGCCUGCUGCAGGAGUUGAAGGAAGCAAAGAUUUCAGUCUGGCCUGGAUAUCUUGAAACAACGUCAACGCCAAUGGAGCAGCUAAACUCCAAGUAUGAUGAGAUGGGCGUGCUUUUCACUGCCGUCAUCAGCGACAACACGCUAGAAAGCGGCCUCCUGCAGGUGCGCAGCAGAGACACUGCCAUCAAAGAGACUAUGCAUAUCUCGGACAUAAAGAACUUCCUCUGCAGAUACAUUUCUGCUGCAGACAACAUGUAAAUGAUGUGUUUGGUGAUGUGAUAUACAGCCUCAGCUUUGAAUUGUUUUAGGUACAGAACCCUAUCCACAUUAACAGUAUAUACAGUCGUCCCUUGCAGUAUCGCGGUUCGCUUAUUAUUCCCUCACUAUAUUGCUUUUUUUUCCAGAAAUUAAUGAAUAAAUGGUCUAUCGUUAGUCAAAACAUAUUUAAAUACAAGUGAUAUGAAUUAUUCUGGUCACUUGGCAGCAGUAUUGAUACAACAUAGUGAGACAUUACCUUACAUUACAUUCCGUGACACUGCAUGAAGUUAGCCAUGGCACGUCUGACGUGAUAGAGUGAAAAAUGUUCUCCUCCAUUCCGUGUGGAAGUGGUAAGUGAUUUGAUGUCAUAUAUUUAGUCAUUCAGACCCAUCCAUCCAUUUUCUAUGCCGCUUUUCCUCACUAGGGUCGCUGGGAUAGCUAGAGCCUAUCCCAGCUGACUUCAGGCGAGAGGGGCUGGGCACACACUGGAGUGGUCGGUCAUUCAGACCAUUCUUGCUUAUUGUUUCAUGGUACGUUAUCAAAGAAGUGCCAUGUUGAAUUAUCAAGAAGACAACCUGCAUUAAGUAACUAGAUUGGUCGUUGUCAAACUAUUUAUAAUGAAUGGGGCUGUCAACUCGGCAAAAACUUCUGUAGUAUGCCCUGUGCGGGUGUGGCCGCCAUGAUGGUGAGCAUGUCCUUUGCACACUGCUAAGUCGUUUAUUGCUGUGAUACGCAGUCCACAAGACUAGAUUUGUCAUUUUUCAAGUUCCCCAAAAACAAAGAUAGGUAUGUGUAUUUAAAAUGUAGAUUUAUAACACUGGUUGUUUUAAAUAAACAGAAUAGUUGACAAGACUCACUAAGUGUAUAUUAUGUGGGACUCCCACACUAUAGCUUAAAGCUAAUUUGUUUCUGGUGAUUAGUUUAAUGACAAGUCAGUGGUGAUGAUGGCUUCCACUUAAUUAUCCAUAUAAUUAUGGUCUUGCUAUUAUUUUGUAUGGUGAUUAUUAAAUAUAUGCACAAUUCUGUUCAGUAAAUAAUUCAUUUAAUCAAAGUGUACACAGCACAUAACUUUAUUUUACACUCAUACAUGCAACACUGUUGUGGACAUAGCCCCGCCCACCUCUCUUGCUUGCCAUCAUGGCGGACUUUCGGCUCCAUGCAGAGUUCAGUGGCUCCAUGGCGUACUCCACUCUGUUCCAUUCAUUUGCGGCAGAUUCGACACACCUAUUCAUUUUGCGUCCUUGAUUUACACCAAGUAUCGUCUCAAAUAACCUUUGCAAGUACCUUCUACCUCUUGCCAUCACCUUGCCUUUUCCGCAUCUAUGAUAUCUGGCUUGCACUGGCAGGUAAUUGGAUGUUGUGUGUGAGGGGAGUUAAACAUGAAUAAUUCAGUCGAAAAAUAACGAAUUAAAUUUCAAUUAAUCUUUGAUUUCGUAUUAUUUCAUAGUUAUUUAAUGUUCUGUAUGGCAUUUUGAAUGUAAUUUUAGUUUGUUUUGUUUAAAUUGGUGUUCUGCGUGCCUCAAGAUAGAACCUGCGUACCACCUGUGGUCAUCUUACCACAUUUUUUUUAGUAGGCUGCAUUGUACUGCUUUGCUUAGUAAUUAACGCAAAGGGGCGUUCACAGGCGCUUCGGCUGCUUGAGCAGGAAGCUGCUCUUUAUUUGGGCAGGCAAUUGUCAGGACAGACCUUGGAGUGAGCAUGGCACACAAUAGGAAUUAAAUGGAGGUUACGACAAAGAACACCAUGGCCAUGUUGUCAGACAAAGACCAACAAAUACAAAGACCCAGGGCAGUUACUAAUACUACGGGGAAUGACAACAACUUACACGUAAUAUUUACAACUAUUUACAAAGCUGUCCAGCAAAGCAUGUUGUGCAGCAGGAAGUUCUCCCAGCGACGCUACAAUAUAAAAGUGGCCAAGAAAGUGCCAUAUAUGCUCUCAUAAAAUGAAAAAAAAUUGAGACACAUAUAGUCUUGAAAAGCGGACAAAAGUGACACGUCGUGUUGAAAUUAAUCUGACCGACGAAGGCAGGUCUCGCGAAGAUUUGCUCACACUCUUACCCCGCCAUCAUUGGUCCAUUGAUUGGUCCGUUCUUAUUAAUUUCACUAGGUAUGACAGAGAAAGAAAUAAUAUAAAGAGGAAAAUCGUAGACAUGGGAGAGACUUUCAGCAUAAAAGACAUCCUAAGUACUAAAUCAUCAAGGCAUAAGGUCAUAAAAUAUCUGUUAGAAAUUUUUAAAGGCACCAAACCAAGAUAAUAGAGCAUAUUCUAUUGUUAUUUGUGUCUCUCCUUAAAACAUAUAAAUGUUAUCUGUAUUGAUACACUCCUGUAACGACCAGCUGAAAAAUUUCAAGAAUUUACAAUUUGCACUGUUGGAUUUUAGAGAUGUUCGAAGUAGAGCUUCAAAAUGCAAAAAGAAGACAUGGGAGUGAGACGAAAAAAAAAUUGAAUGAGCAAUUUAUUGCAAACAAUCAUAAAUCUGAAAUUGGCUGUUCAUCAGCUGAUCAAAAGUUUAAGACCACAGCAUUUAAAAGCCAAAAUAUUUGCAAAAAUGUGGAUUCAGUGUCAUUUUCUGUUAGGUAUUCACUUAUUGUUGAGCUGCAUAAGCAAGGCCUCUCGCAGCGCGCCAUUGCUGCAUAAAACAUUUCAAAUAUCUUAAAAGAUCCUAAGGGUUAUGGAACACCAAAGUCAAGUAGUAGCCAAAGUCAAGUGGCCGGUGACAAAAAAUGUCACCGGCCCUGAGCCGGAAGAUCCGAUUGGCUGUGGGUCAAGACACGGGAUGAUCCUCGGGGCGCAAAUGAAGGUUGCUUGUGCCGAAUGCAGUCCAUCAGACGCCAUCUGCGUUAGAAGGGUUAAAAAAAAAAAGUCUUCAAAGGUCUCGUCUCUGUCAACGCCACAAAAUUGACCGUUUGGAAUUUGCACAAAAGCACCAAACGUGGGACAUUGAAAGGUGGAGGAAAGCUUUUUUCUCUGAUGAGAGAAAAUAUAACCUUGACAAUUCUGAUGGCUUCCAACCUUACUAUCAUGACAAGGAGAUCCCACCUGUGAUGUUUCCCACACGACAAAGUGGAGGGGGCGCCAUCAUCAUCUGGGGUGCUUUUUUUUCCUUCAAUGGAACAACGGAGCUCCAGGUUGUGAGCAGCGUCAAACGGCAACUGGCUAUGUGGAGAUGUUGCACGGGGCAUCCCUCAUGACUGAAGGCUCUCGUCUGUGUGUAAUGACUGGGUUUUUCAACAUCACAACGCUGCAAUUCACAAUGCCUGCCUGACAACAGACUUCUUCCAGAGGAAUAACCUCACUCUUUUGGACCAUCUUGCUUGUUCUCGUAAUCUAAAUCCAAUUAAAAAAACAUUUGGGGAUGGAUGGCAAGGGGAAAAAAUGGCCUAUUUCAGUUUAAUGGUUGUUUGCAAUAAAUUGCCUUCUCUAAAAUUUUUUGUCUCACUCCCAUUUCUUCUUUUUGCAUUUGGAAGCUCUAGUUAGCACCUCCUUAAAAUCUAACAGUGCCAAAUGUAAAUUAUGGCAAUUUUUCUUAAAAUUUUGAU
This is a messenger RNA of Dunckerocampus dactyliophorus (ringed pipefish), 5434 nucleotides long. RefSeq names its product polymerase (DNA directed), gamma 2, accessory subunit (gene polg2). NCBI's taxonomy places the organism in Eukaryota, Metazoa, Chordata, Actinopteri, Syngnathiformes, Syngnathidae. Gene Ontology annotation, cellular component: cytoplasm; mitochondrion. The record is from RefSeq and is a predicted model, not a curated record. The transcript is spliced from 8 exons. The coding region runs from base 525 to 1892 and encodes 455 amino acids. Gene Ontology annotation, biological process: mitochondrial DNA replication.